AUGAUAAAAAGUACAACACCAUUAAUUCAACAAAAGAAAAGAAAAAAUUUACUUCCUAAUUUUAAAACAAUGAAUAUAAAAUGUAAAGAUAUAUGUGAACAUUGGGGAAUUAUUUGGUUAAAUUUUGAAAAAUUAAUAAGAAGUCAUAAUGAGAAUUUAUUAAAAAAAGUUCCAUGGCAUUAUAACAAUUUACAAUUUAAAAUGAAACACCAAUCUAUACAUAUAUCUUCAAUUAAUAUAAAAUUAUUUCCUGAUUAUUUAGAUAAACAAUUAUAUAUAAGAUACGAUAAUCCUAGUUUACUUAAAUUACAUCCACAACAAUUAAUUGAAAAAUAUUGUAUGAAUCAAUAUUUAAAAUCAAUUCCAAUGAAAAGUUGUUUAAAAAAUGAAUUUGAAAGAAAAACAAAAGUACCAGGAUAUUAUAUUUAUAAUUAUGGAAUUGUUGGUAUUAAUGAUUCAAAAUUUGAAGAUAUUGUUUAUACAGCUCAUAUUCCUUGUAUGAUUUCUUUAAUAGAUCAACAAUUUCCUAUUAUUUCAGUUACAUUUACUAUGUUAAUUCCUUCUAAUAUUCAUAUAUCAAACAAUACAUUUUUAUGGGACAUUUUUCUUGAUAAUUUAAAUCUCCUUUUUUUUGAAUUCCAAUUAAAACAUUUAGAAGAACAUGGCAAAAAUAUUGAAAGUUAUAAAUUAUUAAAUGACUCAUUAACUUCAUUAAUUAAUCAUUUUGAUGAAUAUCUUCUAAGUGUUACUUCUAAACAAAUUAAAAAGAAAUUAAUACUUCCUAAUAAUUUUCCAUCAGAAGAAUUUAUACAAAAAAUAAUAACAAGUCAUUUAACUUCAUAUUAUACAUUAAUUGUUUCUGAUAAUUAUCCUGAAUCACAAUUUGUUUAUGAUUUAUGUUAUCCAUUAGAUAUACCUGAUAUAUACAAUCAACCAUUAUCUUCUCCUAUUAAUCCUAGAAUAUUAUUUCAACCAAAUCCUUUCUUUAGAACUAUGUGUUUAACUAACUUCUCAGAAAAUUUAUAUUUCUCUUUACCAUUUCCUUUUUGCGUAAUUGAUCCAUUAAAACAAACAAUUGCUAGAAGUUCUACUCAAUGUAUUAUUAAAUAUUUUAUUCAACGUUUAAAUUAUUUCUUAUUUAAAGCUUCUCAACGUCUUGGAAUUACAAAAUUUAUUGCAACUAUUCCAAUUACUGAAAUUCUUGUUUCAGUACCUUCAACUCCAUUAAUUGUUCCAUUAUCAAAAAUUAUAUUAUCAAUUAGAACUGAUAAAGAAGCUGAUUAUCUUCAUACUUUAAUGUUUAAAAUGUGUGAUAUUCUUGCAAUGAAAGCACAUAUUAUAUUUACAAUGCUAAAAUCAAAAGAUAUAUAUAAUGAUGGUCAACUUACUCUUCAAACUAUUAAUGAAAUAAAAAAACAAACAGGAUGUGAUACUGAAGCAUUAAAAAUAAUAGUAGGAAUUUUAAAAUUUUCAGAGCCUUAUGUUAUUGGAGUAGUAAUGGAAUUAGUAGAAAAAUUAAUUUAA
Molecule: messenger RNA, 1524 nt
Organism: Entamoeba histolytica HM-1:IMSS
Lineage: Eukaryota; Evosea; Mastigamoebida; Endamoebidae
Exons: 1
Coding region: 1-1524 (507 amino acids)
Molecular function (GO): guanyl-nucleotide exchange factor activity
Source: RefSeq, a predicted model, not a curated record